Molecule: messenger RNA, 737 nt
Organism: Hevea brasiliensis (rubber tree)
Lineage: Eukaryota; Viridiplantae; Streptophyta; Magnoliopsida; Malpighiales; Euphorbiaceae
Product: NADH dehydrogenase [ubiquinone] 1 alpha subcomplex subunit 6
Exons: 2
Coding region: 119-517 (132 amino acids)
Biological process (GO): response to oxidative stress
Source: RefSeq, a predicted model, not a curated record
AUGGUUCCAUCCAUGUCCACCGUGUAAUAGAUCUUUUGGAUUGGUGUCUUCACUGAAACACCGUCGAGCGAGGACUGAGACAGCUGAGUGAGUGAGUUUAGCAAGUUAGGCUGACAAGAUGUCGUUUACAUUGAGAAGCGUGAAGGUUCCUCCGAACUCGGCGAGUCUGGAGGAGGCAAGGGCUCGUGUUUUCGAUUUCUUUAGAACGGCCUGCAGAUCAAUUCCCCAAAUCGUGGAAAUCUACAAUCUACAGGACGUCGUCACUGUGUCCCAGCUCCGUUCCACCAUCGCCUCUGAGAUUCGCAAGAACUCCAACAUCACCAAUCCCAAGGUAAUUGAUUUGCUGCUUUUCAAAGGAACGGAAGAGCUGAGCAACAUUACAGAGCAUGCAAAGCAGCGCCAUCAUCUUAUUGGCCAAUAUGUCGUGGGUCAACAAGGACUUGUGCAGGAUUUGGACACCAAGGAUCAAGGCAUCUCUGAGUUCCUCAAGAACUUCUACAAGAGCAACUACUUUUAAACUUCAAUGUUUUGUGGACUUCCUUCCCUCUCUUGAGUUUCCGUUUUGAGUAUGGAUCUCCCAAAUAAUAAUAAACUACCGUCUGUGCAUCAUCUGGUGGACAAAACACUUUUUUAGCUUAUGGUUCACUUUCCUGGAACCUAAAUUAUUACCUUUUCUUUUAUGAUUUCCUACUAGGUUUCAUAAAUCAAGAAAUGGGUCUUUUCUUUUGGUGGAAGAA